AUGGCGCAACACCCAAUUGCUACUUUGAACGAAGAACUCAUCCCUCGUUUGCCUCCCUCCUCCCCGACCCUCUUCGAAGCAAAGAAGAAGAAGAACCUAUCUUUCGAAGCCAUCGCAAAGCACGUCGGGCGCGAUGAAGUAGCAAUCGCCGCUCUCUUUUACGGUCAAGCCAUGGCAUCCGCCGAGGACAUCAAGAAGCUGUCUGAAAUUCUAGAGAUUGACGCUGGGCUGAUCGAAUCGCUUGGAGGCUUCCCUAACCGAGGCAGCACGCUCGACAUGCCACCAAAGGACCCGACCAUCUACCGCCUAUACGAGAUUGUACAGAACUACGGACAGGCUUACAAGGCGGUCAUGCACGAGAAGUUUGGUGACGGCAUCAUGAGUGCCAUUUCCUUCAGCACCAAAGUAGAGAAGGAGACGGAUGACAAAGGCGAAUGGGCCAAGAUUACGCUGAGGGGCAAAUGGCUCCCAUACUCGCGAUUCUAG
Alternaria novae-zelandiae is the source of this 486-nucleotide messenger RNA. RefSeq names its product Cyanate hydratase (gene CYN1). The transcript has 3 exons. NCBI's taxonomy places the organism in Eukaryota, Fungi, Ascomycota, Dothideomycetes, Pleosporales, Pleosporaceae. Gene Ontology annotation, molecular function: DNA binding; cyanate hydratase activity. The coding region runs from base 1 to 486 and encodes 161 amino acids. The record is from RefSeq and is a predicted model, not a curated record.